Molecule: messenger RNA, 11706 nt
Organism: Myxocyprinus asiaticus (Chinese sucker)
Lineage: Eukaryota; Metazoa; Chordata; Actinopteri; Cypriniformes; Catostomidae
Product: dedicator of cytokinesis protein 9-like
Exons: 48
Coding region: 4196-9880 (1894 amino acids)
Biological process (GO): small GTPase-mediated signal transduction; positive regulation of GTPase activity
Molecular function (GO): guanyl-nucleotide exchange factor activity
Source: RefSeq, a predicted model, not a curated record
GCUUCAUACAGAGAUAGCGCUCACGGCAUUCGAACGGGUAAGUCCAGCAAGCAAUCGAAUGGGGAGAAGGCUCGCGCUGUGUUCGAGAGGGAGGGCUCACACUGCGAUUUGAACGGGAGACUACUCUAUAGAGAGAGAGCGCUCACGGCAUUCGAACGGGUAAGCCCAGCAAGCAGUCGAACGGGAAGAAUGAGAAUGAGAGUUGGCCCGUGUUGUGUUUGAAAGAGAGGGCUCACACUGCAAUUUGAAUGAGAGACUGCUCCAUAGAGAGAGAGCGCUCACGGCAUUCGAACGGGUAAGCCCAGCAAGCGGUCGAACGGGGAAAGUGAGCACUAGUUGGCUUGCAUUGUGUUCGAAAGGGAGGGCUCACACUGCUAUUUGAACGGGAGACUGCUCCAUAGAGAGAGUGCGCUCACGGCAUUUGAACGGGUUAGCCCAGCAAGCAAUCGAACAGGGAAAUUGAGAACGAGAGGAAUGGGGCUUGUUUGCGGGGGUAGCCUCACUCAAUAGACUACCCAUAGAUAGGGAAAUAUGGUGCUUUGAGAAGAGGAGGUGGUGACCGCUAUCUCCUGUAAUGCUAGUUGCAGCUGCUGAGAAGCGAAGAAAAAAAAGGCUUCGGCGGAAGCAUGGUAAAAAAGCUGCUGCGGCAGUAGAGUAAUGUGGGCCUUCUGCGGGAGCGGAGUUUAAAGCACUGCGGCAGCAGUGGAUUGAGUAUUUGGGGGCAAAGUGAAGGAGCUCCUGUGGGAGCGCUGCUGUGUUUCCAUUGCUGUAGAUGCACUUCUAUGAAAGUAUGGAACUUAGACAUUGAAAGAGCCUGUGGAGAAGAUAUUAACAACUGUGUACACACAAUUGGUAUGGGUGGGGCACUGUUGCUGUGGUAUCGAGUAGGGCACAAAAGACUUCAUUAGAUUUAUUAACACCUGUAGUGGAGCAAAUGGUUAGUUAGGAAUACAUUAAUGUAUUACCUUUUUAUAUACGUCUGUAAGGGAAGCAAAAGCUUAGUUAUGGAAAACGUGUCAAUUACGUUCAUAUGCAGCUUUGAGGAAAGCAAAAAUUUAGUUAAGAAUACAACUUUAUUACAUUUGUCAUGGAGGGGCACUGUUGCUGCAGUAUUAAGUAGGGCACAAAAGUCUUCAUUAGAAUCAUCAACACCUGUAAGGGAAGCAAAGGUUAUUUUGUACUUACCUGUAGGGGGAGCAAAUAUUAGUUAGGAAUAUGUACCUUUAUAUACAUCUGUAAGGGAAGCAGAAGGUUAGUUAUGGAAAACGUGUCAAUUACGUUUAUAUGCAGCUUUGAGGGAAGCGAAAGGUUAGUUAAGAAUACAACUUUAUUACAUUUGUCAUGGCAGGGCACUGCUGUGGCAGUAUCAAAAUGUGAAAGGGGUGAUGCUGUGGCAUAAUUGAGAGUAUGCGGGCAAUGCUGCGGCAGUAUCGAGCGUGGGCGGGCGCUGCAGCACAUUAUCUGGUGGGGCACUGUGGCUGCAGUAUCAAAUAGGGCACACAUAGUUUAUCACAUUUAGGCACACCUUAUUGUGUGUCGGGCUCAUUUCGACCAUAAGCAAAGGAAAUGCCAAUGCCACGGUUAACAGGAAAAGCUAAAAGGCUCUUAAGAUUACUGCACCACCACUACACUCGAACAGGAGAGCUCAUACUGCGUUUCGGACGGGAGAGCCCACGGAUUGAAUGACGUGAAAUCUCACACUGCAUUCGAAUGGGAGAGCCCACCCUGUGAUUCGAACGGGGGAGCCUGCAUUGCGGUUGAACGGGAGGGCCCACACUGCAAUUCGAACGGGAGAGCCUGCAACCAAUGAGCUGAGGUUCACACUGCAUUCGAACAGGAGAGCCCACACUGCAAUUUGAUGGGAAAGCCUGCAUAGCGUUCGAAUGGGAGGGCCCACACUGCAUUCGAAUGGUGGGUGGUGCAGAGUAAAGAACCUUGCUGAAUAGCGGUUUGAUGGGUAUACAUUUAUGAGCUGUGCCCCUUGAGUCUUAAUAAAAGGAAACAUAAGAGGAAACAGGAAACAUGAUUGUGGUGUUGUGGGAGAUUUAGUGGCAGGGCCUGAAAGGUUCCACAGUUGCGGCACCUGAAAAAACACAUUUGCGCUGCUUUGUGGUGUGGUGGAAGUUUGUCGCAUGGUCUGAAGGACACCGCAGUUGCGGCACAUGUACAGCACGUUUGCGCUGCUUUGCGGUGUGGUGGGAGUUUGUCGCAUGGUCCAAAGGACACCGCAGUUGCGGCACCUGUACAGCACGUUUGCGCUGCUUUGCGGUGUGGUGGGAGUUUGUCGCACGGUCCGAAGGACACCGCAGUUGCGGCACCUGUACAGCACAUUUGCGCUGCUUUUUGGUGUGGUGGGAGUUUUUUGCAUGGUCCGAAGGACACCGCAGUUGCGGCACCUGUACAGCACGUUUGCACUGCUUUGUGAUGUCGUGGGGGUUUGUUGCAUGACCCAAAAGACGCCGCAGUUGUGGCACGUGGACAGCACAUUUGUGCUGCUUAGGGAUGUUUUGAGCCGAAGGCAGAAGCACCACAGUUGUGCUUUCUUAACUAAAAAUGGUUGCCAUCUUUGGCUCCUCGGUAGGUAAUGGUGAAGUCUUGGAAAAAACACCUAGAUAGAGAAAGUGAGAGGUAAACCUGCGUACAAUCCAGUGACAGGGAUUUAAAUGGGCUCUCACAGAGACCUGCUGGAAGUAAUAUUGGUGAGACCCUGCGGAAGGCACAAUUUCAGGCAUUGCUGUAGAAAAGACAAAAUAAUCAUAUUCAGGUGAAACUUUAGAAAAAAAUGUGCUAGGGAAUACAGUACAUCUUCAUAAACAAUGUGAAAAAAAUAGCAUAAAAUGAUCUGAGAAAUAAGAGCUUUGGCUCUGUACUGCAUACAGAUAUGCAUGAACUUGCAAUCAUCAUUGAAGGAUUCAUUUAGGCCAUUUGCUUUUUAGGAGUAUAACUGUAACCUGUAGUACAAUAUACUUCUUGCAUAGGAAAUGCAUCACAUAGCAAUAGGUGUGAAUUAUCUAGGAAUGCACUGAGUUGCAGCUCUGCACUGCAUACAGAAAUGCAGGAGAUAUGUGCUGGGAAAUCAGUACAUCUUAAUAAACAAUGUGAAAAACAGCAUAAAAUGAUCUGAGAAAUAAGAACUUUGGCUCUGUACUGCAUGCAGAUAUGCAGGAGAAAUGGACUUGCAAUCAUUACUGAAGGAUACACUUGUGGUCAUUCGAUCCUUAGGAAUAUGACUGCCCCCUGCUGUACAAUAUACGUCAAUAUAUGUCAAUAAUGCUGAGAGGAAGCAGACAGGUUGCAGAAAGAUUAUGAAUGAGUUGGAACGCGGCGCAUGAUCCGCCUCUUGCGGAGCCGAAUUCGGCUCGUGUCUGUUCGGACAGAGUCCGUGUAUAACUGCAGUGUGCUAUGGAAUGGUCAGUGCCAGUGCUGCGCGGCAACGAGCUUGUGUUAAAAUGUCUGCGUUGGUUUGAAAAUAAUUUGUCAUUAGAUUAUCGGUCGAUUGAAGGGAGUUCUGUGUUGCAUGAUGCCCCUGUGUUCAGAAUGAAAUAAAUCACGCUCCGACGGGCACUUUGGAGGGAGAAACAAUCGUGAUAUUCAUGUUACAAGAUGAGGAACAAUCGCUGAAUAAAGCAUGCCCCCUAAACAAGUUGUGGCGUGGUAAUGAGGCUGACAGGCAUCACCUGUGUUGCAGAACCUGAUUAAAAAUACUGGGGGUUGAAAUGGUGGCUGGAUUGAAUAGUUAAUCUUUUUUUCUUUCGCUUUCAAAUAAAACUGAAUUCUAAUGGCAUGAAGCUGGAACAGCUCCCGUUCCCGGAGGCAGCUGGCACUGCUUUCCUGGUGGAAAGUUUAGAUAAGAGAACAUAUGAGCAGUCGUAGAGAGCUGUUUCACAUUUUUUAAAGUGCAGGAGCAGACAGUUUGUGGUAGCAACUUCGCUCUAUAAACUGCUUCAUCGAAUGGAGCAUAGAAUGACAGACAGGAUAAAAAAUAUAUAUAUAUAUAUAUAUAUAUAUAUAUAAACACUUAACGUGGUAGCCAUCAAUACUGUUAAAAAACAAAGAGCUGCUGUGACAGCUUCUGUUGAAUAACGAGACUGUUUGGAUGGAAGAGCUGUUCUGGUGGAGCCGAAUGCUUUGCAGGGAAGUUGCAUCCGAUGAUCCGUCUGCCUGGGUCUGUUCGUGGGGAAAUGAGCGGGGCUGAAUGCCGGAAAGACUCUCAUGUCAGAAGAGUUGUCACAGGAAGCAGUCUUUUAAGAGAAGGUAUUUCCACUUAACCCAGCUGGGAGAUGGAUCAUACAACCUGAACUUCUACAAAGAUGAGAAAAUAUCAAAAGAACCCAAAGGAACCAUUUUCCUGGACUCCUGCAUGGGUGUCAUCCAGAACAGUAAGGUGCGACGUUUUGCAUUUGAGCUGAAGAUGCAGGAUAAAAGCACUUAUCUUCUGGCUGCGGAUAGCGAGGGAGAGAUGGACGACUGGAUCAGCACUCUCAACAAGAUCCUCCACAGCAGCUUUGAGCUCGCCAUGCAGGAGAGGAGAAACGGAGAGCUACAUGAUGAUGAUGAGCUGGGCAAGACGGACAUCUUGCCGGGGAAUUUUCAGGACAGUUUCCAGAGUGCAAGAGACAUUGAGUCCAAGAUGAGGAGUGAGACUCGUCUCAAGCUCUUCACUCUGGACCCUGACACACAGAGACUCGAUUUGUCUGGCAUUGAGCCUGACGUGAAGCAGUUUGAGGAGAAGUUUGGGAAGAGAGUUGUGGUCAACUGCAACGAUCUGUCCUUCAACCUGCAGAGCUGUGUAGCAGAGAAUGAGGAGGGACCUACAACUAAUGUGGAGCCGUUCUUUUUGGUUCUUUCCCUGUUUGAUGUGCAGAACAGCCGAAAAAUAUCUGCAGAUUUUCAUGUGGAUCUGAACCAUCCACUGGUCAGAUCCCUAAUUGCACCACCCAGCAUGCAGAUAAAUGGAGGUGUGGACACACCUCACGGCGAAACGCUGCUUAGUGAACUACCGGAGGGGAUGCUGCAGUACCCUAGAAAAGGUGUCUUCUCUGUGACGUGUCCUCACCCUGACAUCUUCCUGGUGGCACGGAUUGAGAAAGUUCUGCAGGGAGGCAUCACCCACUGUGCUGAGCCCUACAUGAAGAGCUCCGACUCCAGCAAGGUUGCCCAGAAGGUUCUGAAGAAUGCCAAGAUGGCCUGCAGCAGACUGGGCCAGUACAGGAUGCCUUUCGCAUGGGCGGCCCGGCCCAUGUUUAAAGAUGCCUCAGGGACUUUGGAUAAAAGUGCUCGGUUCUCUGCACUAUACCGGCAAGACAGUAAUAAACUCUCCGAAGAGGAUCUCUUCAAACUGCUGACGGAUUUCAGAAAACCUGAGAAGAUGGCCAAACUUCCUGUCAUCUUGGGUAACCUGGAUGUGAUCAUUGAUAACGUCCCUCCUGAUAUGGCUAAUUGUGUGACUCCAUCCUACAUCCCAGUAAGGCCUUUUGAGUGUAACGGGCAGAAUGAUGGUGUUCUGUUGGAGGUGGAGGAGUUUGUUCCCUGUAUUGCCAAGUGCUCUCAACCCUUCACCACCUACAACAAUCAUCUCUACGUCUACCCAAAACACCUCAAAUAUGACAACCAGAAGUCUUUUGCCAAGGCAAGGAACAUUGCAGUGUGUGUGGAAUUCAGAGAUUCGGAUGAAGAGAAUGCACAACCUCUAAAGUGUAUAUAUGGUCGUCCAGGAGGUCCUCUCUUCACCAAACAUGCCUAUGCUGCUGUUCUGCACCACCAGCAGAACCCAGAGUUCUAUGAUGAGAUUAAAAUCGAGUUGCCCACACAGCUCCAUGAGAAGCAUCACCUGCUCUUCACUUUUUACCACAUCAGCUGUGACAGCAGCACAAAGAAACGGGACAUAGUGGAGACUCCAGUUGGUUCUGCCUGGCUUCCUUUGCUUAAAGAUGGUCGUGUAGUUAUGAGUGAGCAGAACAUCUCUGUGGCAUCCAACCUACCAAAUGGUUACCUCAGCUGCCAGGAGGUUGUAAGCAAGCACUCUUGUCCUGAGAUAAAGUGGGUGGACGGAGGACGUCCUCUCUUCAGAGUGUCUACACAUCUUGUCUCUACCAUCUACACUCAGGAUCAGCACCUGCACAAUUUCUUCCAUCAUUACCAGAGUAUGCAGUCUGGUGCCACCCGUCUGACUGAGGGUGAGCUUGUCAAAUACCUCAAGAGUCUUCAUGCCAUGGAAGGUCAUGUGAUGAUCAAAUUCCUACCGACUAUUUUAAACCAGCUGGUUUGUGUUCUGACCAGCACCAGUAAUGAGGAUGUGGCAGUAAACACCACCAGAGUCAUGGUUCACAUUGUUGCCCAGUGCCACGAAGAGGGUCUAGAGCACUACCUGAGAUCAUAUGUGAAGUACGUGUUUAAAACAGAGUCCUGCUCAACGAGCUACAAUAAGACAGUGCACGAAGAGUUAGCCAAAGCCAUGACUUCCAUCUUAAAGCCCUCAACUGACUUCCUAACAAGCAACAAGCUCCUCAAGUAUUCGUGGUAUUUUUUCGAAGCCCUGGUGAAGUCAAUGGCUCAAUACCUGAUGGAGAGUGGCAAGGUGAAGCUGUCCAGGAACCAGCGAUUCACGGCUUCAUUCCACCAUGCUGUGGAGACACUGGUGAACAUGUUGAUGCCCCACAUAACCCAGAAGUACAAGGACAAUCUGGAUGCUGCCCGCAAUGCCAACCACAGCCUGGCUGUCUUCAUAAAGCGCUGCUUUACCUUUAUGGAUCGAGGAUUUGUCUUUAAGCAGAUAAACAAUUACAUUACCUGUUUCGUACCUGGAGAUCCAAAGACGCUGUAUGAGUUUAAAUUUGAGUUUCUGCGGGUGGUGUGUAAUCAUGAGCAUUACGUCCCUCUCAACCUGCCCAUGCCUUUUGGGAAGGGACGCAUUCAGAGGUUUCAAGAUCUGCAGUUGGACUAUUCCCUGACUGAUGAUUUCUGCAAGAAUCACUUUCUAGUUGGUCUGUUAUUAAGAGAGGUUUGUGGAGCCCUUCAGGAGUUUGGUGAGGUCCGUCAGAUUGCCAUUCAAGUGCUGAAAAGUCUGAUGAUCAAACACACGUUUGACGAUCGCUAUGCCUCAAAGAGUCAGCAGGCCAGGUUGGCCACACUCUAUCUACCCUUGUUUGGGUUGCUACAGGAGAAUGUUCACAGACUCAACGUGAGAGACACAUCUCACUUCACCACCAACCAGAAUGGGCGAGAUGACCCCAGCAUCUCUAUGGCAACUCCCCAAAAGCCUGUAGGGAACCUUGACAACAGCCUUCAUAAAGAUGUGUUUGGAGUCAUCUCAGGAACUACAUCUCCUCACACUUCCACGCCCAACAUCGGCUCUGUGCGGCAUGCUGACUCUCGAGGUUCUCUGGUCAGCACAGACUCAGGAAACAGCCUCACAGAGAAGACCAGCUCCCUGGAUAAGACUCAGUCAGCCUCUGCUCUGGGCAGCUCUAUGCUGCGCUGUGAUAAAUUGGACAGAGAAGAAGUCAAAAACCUGCUCAUGUGUUUCCUCCAUGUUCUAAAGAGCAUGUCUGAAGAUGCCUUAUUUACAUACUGGAACAAAGCCACAAACUCAGAGCUGAUGGACUUUUUCACUUUAGUAGAAGUGUGUCUGCAUCAGUUCAGGUAUAUGGGAAAGAGAUUCAUUGCCAGAAGCCAGGAGGGGGUGGGGUUUAUGGCUCCGGACAGGAAAUCGUUGACUCUUCCUGUGUCUCGUAACAGAGGGGGCGUCAUGCAUACACGCUUACACCAGCUGGGCAGCCUGGAAAACACACACACUUUCAACCACACAUAUUGCCAUGGGGAUGCUGACACAUGUCUCCUGGAAGCUAACGUAUCAACGGAAGUGUGUCUGACUGUGCUGGACACUCUCAGUGUCUUCAUCAUGGGCUUUAAGACGCAGCUGUGUGCUGAUUUGGGUCAUAACCCGCUAAUGAAGAAGGUUUUCCAGGUGCACCUCUGUUUCCUCCAGAUCCCGCAGUCAGAGACAGCACUGAAGCAGAUCUUUACCUCCCUGCGUACCUUCAUUUACAAGUUUCCCUGUACUUUUUUUGACGGACGUGCGGAUAUGUGUGCCUGCCUGUGUUAUGAGAUCCUGAAGUGCUGCAAUUCCAAACUGAGCUCCAUACGCAGUGAUGCUGCCCACCUGCUCUAUUUUCUCAUGAAGAGCAACUUUGAGUACAACGGCAGGAAGUCUUUCGUCCGUACGCAUCUUCAGGUGGUGAUUGCUGUCAGUCAGCUGAUCGCUGAUGUCAUUGGGAUUGGUGGGACACGGUUCCAGCAGUCGCUGUCCAUCAUUAAUAAUUGUGCCAACAGUGAUAAAACUGUAAAGCACACUGCUUUCCCCUCUGAUGUGAAGGACCUGACCAAACGGAUCCGCACGGUGCUGAUGGCCACUGAGCAGAUGAAGGAACAUGAAAAAGACCCUGAGAUGCUGGUGGACCUGCAGUACAGCCUGGCCAAAUCCUACACCAGCACGCCUGAGCUGCGCAAAACCUGGCUGGACAGCAUGGCUAAAAUCCAUGUCAAGAACGGAGACCUGUCUGAGGCAGCGAUGUGUUAUGUGCACGUGGCAGCACUGGUGGCUGAAUACCUAAAGAGGAAAGGAAUGUUUCGACAGGGCUGCUCGGCAUUUUGUGUGAUCACACCCAACAUCGAUGAGGAGGCAGCCAUGAUGGAGGACGUGGGCAUGCAGGAUGUUCACUUCAACGAGGAGGUGCUGAUGGAGUUGUUGGAAGCUUGUGCUGAUGGUUUAUGGAAAGCUGAACGUUAUGAACUCAUUUCAGACAUCUACAAACUCAUCAUUCCAAUUUACGAACAACGCAGAGACUUUGAGAAACUGGCCCACCUGUAUGACACAUUACAUCGGGCCUACACUAAAGUGAUGGAAGUGAUGCAUUCUGGGAAGAGGUUGCUUGGCACCUUCUUCAGAGUAGCAUUUUUUGGCCAGGGUUUCUUUGAAGAUGAGGAUGGAAAGGAAUAUAUCUAUAAAGAACCCAAGUUUACCCCUCUCUCCGAGAUCUCCCAGCGCCUUCUCAAACUGUACUCGGACAAGUUUGGCAAAGAAAAUGUCAAAAUGAUUCAAGACUCCGGCAGGGUGAACCCUAAAGACCUGGAGGCAAAGUUUGCCUACAUCCAGGUGACGCACGUGACGCCGUACCUGGAGGAGAAGGAGCUGGAGGAGAGGAAGACUGACUUUGAGAGGAGCCACAACAUUCGACGCUUUGUGUUCGAGACACCAUUCACAGAGUCGGGCAAGCGGCACGGGGGGGUGGAAGAACAGUGCAAACGCAGGACAGUGCUCACCACCACACACUGUUUCCCGUAUGUGAAGAAGCGUAUAGCAGUGAUGUAUCAGCACCAUACAGACCUGAGCCCCAUCGAGGUGGCCAUAGAUGAGAUGAGUGGGAAGGUGUCUGAACUCAGAGCGCUCUGUGCAACCAGUGAGGUUGACAUGAUCCGCCUUCAGCUUAAACUACAAGGAAGCAUCAGUGUACAGGUCAAUGCUGGACCACUUGCAUAUGCCAGAGCUUUUCUUGAAGAUGCAUGCGCCAAAAAGUAUCCAGACAACAAAGUGAAACAGCUGAAAGAAGUCUUCAGGCAGUUUGUGGAGGCAUGUGGACAGGCACUGGCUGUAAAUGAAAGGCUGAUAAAGGAAGAUCAGCAGGAAUAUCAUGACGAGAUGAAAGCCAGUUAUAAAGACCUGGCCAGAGAACUUUCCCACAUCAUGCAUGAACAGAUCUUUACUGUGGAGGGCGGAACGAAGAGACCACUUUCUGAUUCGCUGCACAUUUUUAAUGCCAUCAGUGGCACGCCCACCGGCACCACCCUGCAUGGCAUUUCUAGCUCCGCCUCUACUGUGUGACUUUUCACCCCUAGCCUUAAACUUCUGACCCUACCCACAGCCAGAGAGAGAUGGACAGAGUGAAAUACAUACAGACAUAAAAACAAUCAUUGGUAUUUCAUUGUCAGCCUGGCCUUUUCUGGUGUUGUAUGUCUAAACCCAAAACAGAUGUUCACACAGUCCUAAAGGGAUUUCACACCAUUUUGCACCUACUGGGAUAAAGCAGGUGUGUCCUGUGUUUGGAAAGGCCAGUUACAUGUUACAUUUCCAUUGUGGCUCCCUCAAAAAGGACCUUUUGAAAUCUUCUCCCAUCCAUCUAUUCACAUGUUUCCGUGGAGACAGUUGUUUUUAUUCAUUUAGCAACCAGAUAAACUUGAGCAUGAAAAGUUUGCCUUUUAUUAUUCUCUCAAUUAUGCCUGUAUUUUGUAUGUUUCCUCUUUCCAGAUAUUUCCCCUUUCCUUAAAGGUGAUGUUUGUUUUUUUAUGUUAAGAGACUUUUUCCUAUCCCAACUUAAUCUGCAGAGCUAUAACUACAGUAUAAGUAAGCCAUUUGUAGGCUUUAUUUUCUCAAAGUGUGAAACUGAGGAAAAUGGCUUUAAAGUUUUUUGGUUAAAGUGUUGUUUAUGUUGUUUGCAAUUUUCACACUUUUUUUUUUUUUUUUUUUUACUGAAUCUGAGCAUAGUUAAGACAAACCCGACCCACACAAGACAGAUCAUAGUAAUUUUUUACAAAAUCUGUUGUUACAGCAUUUUGCAUGGGUUGUUUGUUUGUUCAACAUGAUCACACGGGAAAUCGACAUGCUGCUUCCGAAUGUUCAUGUACUCUGAAAUCAACCCCACUCUGGCAAUUUACCAACAGGCACCAUCCCACAUAAGACAUUUUUGCAUCAAUUCAAAUGUGUUCAUCUUUCCCUGUUGAGCUACUGAUAGCGCGAUUCGCAAGCAACCUGGGUUUGACAAGGAUUCUGGUUCCAUGAAAACCAGGAAGUAAUUGUUUACAUAAACAAUGGUGAGCAUGUUUCAUUAGUUGCAUUUUCACUCUAAAAUUAAAUUUUUACUUCAAUGAUGGUUAGGUUUAGGGUUUGGGUUAGGGAGUAGGGCUAAUAAAAUAUGUAUUCCUUUUGACUGUAUUAAAUCAUUUACAACUAAAUAUACAACUCUCUUUUGACGCCACUCACAUUUCAGCCGGAAAAUGAUCAACAGCACUUCCAGGUUCAUGCUAUCUGUUUUUUUGAUCCGUGGCAGACAGGGGAGUGUUUUGGAGACAUUUUUGAUUUUUUUUAAUUUUAUUUUUGCAAUUACGCUAGUGCCGCAGAAAUUACACACUUCACCUUUAGGUUCAUUGCUGCUCUGUUCAUAUAGGGCGGCUGCAACCUCACUUUCUCUGUCUGUUGCAGUGAUGAUCCAUUGAGUUGUAGGCAAGUGAAUAUAUCUGUGUCUUUGCGUAGCAGGAAGAUUGAGCCCUACUGUACAAGACUCCCAUGAUCACCUGAGCCACUCAAAUGUCUGUACAGCCCACAACUCCACUUCCAUUCUUCAACUUCUAUUUUUCCCUUAUGUAAAAAGCCAAGGAACAAAUGCUGUUUCUUUGUAGCAGAGUGCAAUAAUUCUCUUUCUUUGUCGUGUUUUUUGUUUCCUGAAGAUCUCUUGCCAAAGUGGGAGGGCUAAAUGUGAAAUACGUAUGGACAAAAGAGAGGAACACAAUGAUUUUUUUAUAACUAUUUCAUGUUUGUUUAAAUGUAAAUUGUUUUAUAACAGGGGAUUAGAUAUGGGGGGUAUUUUUAUUUAAAAGAAUGUUACACUUCUGGAAAGAUAUUAUUAAUAUCCAUAAAAUCUCUGAAUAAAAUGU